This is a messenger RNA of Mustela erminea (ermine), 2498 nucleotides long. It is a transcript of the gene BBS12, whose product is annotated as Bardet-Biedl syndrome 12. Lineage: Eukaryota; Metazoa; Chordata; Mammalia; Carnivora; Mustelidae. The record is from RefSeq and is a predicted model, not a curated record. The coding region runs from base 283 to 2424 and encodes 713 amino acids. Gene Ontology annotation, biological process: chaperone-mediated protein complex assembly; photoreceptor cell maintenance. Gene Ontology annotation, molecular function: ATP binding. The transcript is spliced from 3 exons.
UCCGCCUUUCUCAGCCGGCCGUUAAGCUGAACUUUCCCUCUGGUAUCUUAGCGACCAAACCCACCCAGCCGGCCGGCUCGCUCCGCUUCGCACAUGCGCAAAAUGCGGGCGGAGAAGGGGGCUUCUUGGUCCGGUGGGUUAGACGUCCCAGUGCCAGGUGAGAAGCUGGGAUCUGAAGCCUCGCGUGAAGAUGGAGAGAAGAGUGAGCUGCAGCAAGGUGAGUGUGGAGUAGACAGAGAGUUGGAUUUCAUCAAGAUUGAUGGCUUUGCAAGAUGAUGAUUCAUGGUGAUGGCUUGCAGGGUCAUAAAUAAAAGAAGGCACAUGGGACUUCAACAUCUUUCAUCAUUUGCGGGAACAGGAAGAACUUUCCUAGGUCCAUUAAAAUUACCUAAAUUUAUUAUAGAUGCAGAGUGUCAAGAAAGUGUGUUAAUCAGUUCAACAGUAAGGCUUCUCGAAAGUUUGGAUUUAACCAGUGCAGUGGGACAACUUCUCAACGAAGCAGUUCAAGCACAAAAUAACACAUACAAAACUGGAACCAGUACUCUUUUGUUUCUCAUCGGUGCCUGGAGCAGUGCUGCUGAAGAAUGUCUCCAUUUAGGUGUCCCCAUUUCAUUAAUAGUGUCUGCAAUGUCAGAGGGCUUGAACUCUUGCAUUGAAGAGGUAGUUUCCCUUCAAGUACCUGUCUACAAUGUAUUUGACCAGAUAGACAACACUAAGACAUUUUCUGGACUUGAAACAUCUAGUGUCAGUUUGUGCCCUUUUCUACAAAUCCCUUCAGAUACUGGUUUACAGAAAGAGCAUGAUCUCAAAGAUGUUGCCUCUCCAUCACUGACCUUUUACAAUCUUUCUGGGAUACCUGUUAGAUCACCUAAACUCUUUAGAUCUCAGGCUGAAGUUGAAGCAGACAAAAAUACACUACAAAAUCCUCAAAGUCUGCAAAACAGUCUGCUCACAGGCAGCCGUUAUGGAAAGUCAAUACUAAUCCAUAGUAGGCAUUUUAAUAGGACAGAUAAUAAUCAGUGGAUAAACAAACCAGAUGGAUUUCUAGAACAACGUGGUGGAGCUACUCCCAAUACUUACAGAUGUAGUGAUUUGGUAGAGUUGGAGAUGGGUUUGAGUCAUGGAGAUCACCAUAGCAUGAAAUUAGUAGAUGAAGCAGUACGGCUGCAGUAUCAGAACGCAAGUAUGCAGCAAGGCAGCUGUAUGAUGCCAUUUAGGUUUGACAUUUCCAGAAUCUCCACUUGUUGUUUACCAGGUAUACCUGAAAGUUUUUCCUGUGUCUGUCCAGGAUUUGUCACUGUUAUAUCAAUAUCUAAUACUACUCUGAUCAAGGAAUUACAGAAUCAGCCUAUCCGGAUUCUUCUCAUUGAGGGUGACCUCACAGAGAAAUAUCGGCACCUGGGGUUUAAUAAGGCUACAAAUAUUAACACAGUACUGGAAAGCAUGAGGGUUCAACAAGACACCACAGAAGAACUGUGGACAAAUUAUGUCUUACAGGUAUUAAUUAAGUUCAAUGUGAACCUCGUCCUGGUACAAGGAAAUGUGUCUGAACACUUAACUGAAAAGUGCAUACACAGUAAGCGGUUGGUACUUGGGUCAGUGAAUAGCAGUGUGAUGCAGGCUUUUGCAGAAGCUUCGGGAGCAGUACAGGUGACCUACAUCACACAAGUGAAUGAAAACUGUGUGGGCAGUGGGGUCUCUGUGACCUUCUGGAGAAGUAUUCCUUCAGAUGUCAUAGAUAGGAUCAACGUAAUCACAAUCGUGAUAAAAACGGAAGGAAUUAAUCUGGUUACAGUAGUGCUCACUAGCCCAGUCACUGCACAGAUGCAAACCAAAGAAGAUAGAUUCUGGACUUGUGCCUAUCGUCUGUAUUAUGCUCUGGAAGAGCAAAAGGUCUUCCUUGGAGGUGGUGCAGUUGAAUUUUUGUGUCUUAGCCACCUUCAGAUUCUUGCAGAGCAAUCACUGAGUAAAAGAAACUACGUCUGUUCAGGAUGGCUUCCUAAUACUUCCUCUUGGCUGGCCUCCUCUCUGGCACUAUACAGAUCAACUGUGCUUAAAUGCCUGGCAAAUGGGUGGCACAAAUACCUUUCAACUCUCAUAUAUAACACAGCCAGUUGCUCAUCAGAAUUUGAAGCCAGCACCUUCAUUCAACAGCGUCUACAAAAUGCUACAGACUCUGGUUCUCCUUCAUCUUACAUCUUGAAUGAAUAUAGCAAACUAAAUAGUGGAAUUUUUAAUUCAGGCAUUUCAAAUAAACUGGAACAGAUUCCAAGCAUUUAUGACGUCGUUAUUCCAAAGACUGAGGCAUGGCGCCGAGCUUUGGAUUUAGUACUAUUAGUACUUCAAACAGACAGUGAAAUUAUUACUGGACUUGGACACAGACAGUUAAAUUCACAGGAAACAGAGGGCUUUUUAUUUUUGUAGUGUUAUUGGCUAAGUCUUUGGAAAGUAAGAUUUUGUAAUGUAUCAUGCUAAUAAAUUUCCUAAUAAUAAAUCAA